Acanthamoeba castellanii str. Neff is the source of this 1080-nucleotide messenger RNA. RefSeq lists its product as uncharacterized. Lineage: Eukaryota; Discosea; Longamoebia; Acanthamoebidae. The coding region runs from base 1 to 1080 and encodes 359 amino acids. The record is from RefSeq and is a predicted model, not a curated record. The transcript has 7 exons.
AUGCUGCGUCAGCGGAGGACGCUGAUUACCUCUCGGCCAGUUGCACUAGCGUCGCUGUUGGGGCGGCCAUCUGCAGCUGGCGCGAGGGCGCUGGUUCGCCAUGGGCAAGCCUUUUCCACCAACCGCAGCACCGCCUUCUCCUCAUCUCGCUGGAGAAGCCCCCUGCUGCUGGCUGCCGUCACCGCGAUGAGUGCCGGUGCCGCCUUUGGAUUGCAUCGUCAUCGCUCAGCUUUCGCUCUGCAGCCUCAGCCUGGCACAGAAGCUGAGGAGUAUGAGGACGAGGGCUAUCAGCGCUUACUCAUGGGCCUGAUGGACUCUGCCAGGGACGAUGGUGAAGAUGGCGAGGGCGACCUGGCCGACGCCAUUGUGUUUGAGCCUGAGGAAGAGGUAAAGGAGGAGGAAAAGGAGAAAGACGAGGAAGAGCUGCUGCCGGCAUCUCGCGUGCUCGGCGCCGGGCGAGCCAAGAUUGCCAACGAAGAGGCCGAAGCUCGUGGCGGCGAUGAUGGUGAAGAAGGAGAAGAACAAGACAAGCCACACGCUGGAGCAAAGGUGGUGCUCAGGUACCCGCCGUGGAUGCAGCCGGGCGAGUCCAACGAGGUGGCCCAGUUCACCAUCCUCGGCGCAUCGCCCCACGGCCAGAAGGACGGCGUCGUGGACAUGCUCACCAUGCUGACCACCACCCCUCCCGUCCACCGCAUGCGUGAUCUGUAUGAGUUCCACCGGGGCAUACGAGACGAGAUCGGGAAGCAGGCGCGCAUCGUCAAGCCCCGCAUGCGUUGGCUGGUGGCGGGCCGACCCGCUCUGGGCUUCGUCACCGCCUUCACCGGCUGGGGCAAGACCCUGGUGUCGACGUACGUGGUCACGGCGUACAACAAGACGGGCUACGUGUUGGUGUUCAACACCAUCCACGACGGUGAGGCGCCGCUGCCGCAGUGCUUCGCACGUCACCAGGAGGAGAGCGACGAGGCCUUCGAGUACAUCCUGCGCACCGUCACCUUCCGCCCUGCCCCUCCCCCGUCUCCUUCUGCGUCCCUGCCCUCCUCGUCCUUCUUCCUCUCCGCCUACGAAAAGACCAAAUAA